UCUGGGGUCCCGGCCUGCGCAUCUCUCCUAGGCCCCUGGAUGCCGCAAGCCGCAAGAGCUCCGUGGCCUGGUCUGGAAACCCCAGCUCUGCCCAAGGCCUCAAUAAUCUUAGAAUUCAGAGCAGAAAGGCAUCGGGCGCCCUUGCGGCUGAAGGAUGGUCAUCCCGGCGCAAAGCCCAGCUCACAUAAAGUCUCCCGCACAGCCUGCGGUCCGCCACCAGCUAAGUACUCCCGGGCGCACGUGGCCGGCGCUGAAUCCCAGUUCCCCAGGCGGCCCCAGGGGCUGACUCCCCGCACCAUUUCCGCUCCCUCCUGAACAGCCCCGCCUCUCUCCCCUCCCGACUGGCUAUUCAUUCUCUCCUCGGCUUUGGGCACCCACUGCUCCCGCUGUUGCUGUCGCGGGGAGUCCUCCCAUGACAGCUCUCCGCUCCCGUUCUCACUCCCAGUCCGCUGCGGCCCGGGAGGUGUUGUCCACUGUCCCUGCACCUCCCACCUGUCCCUUCUAGCUGAAGCCAGUGCUCCCUCCGCUCUACCAUCUUGGCGCCAAAAAAUGCUUGGAGCGGCUAGGGCCAAAUGAGGGGUGCCAUGGUUGGGCCAAAUCGGUCCCUAUUUUUUCAAGGCCAGCACUGAGGACAGGUUUUUCUGUAGGUCUCACAGCAGCUCCUGCUGCUGCUCACUGGGCUAGAGGUGGUGGUGACCAAAUGCCUAUUGUGCAGGAAGAUGAUCUCUAUCUGUGCAGAGUUUCCAGAAUCACAGGGGACACCACAGAUUUGCCCACAAAACAACCAGGGCCCUAGAAGGACGCCUGAAGAAGUGUGGGUUGGAGAAAUUAGAAAGAUGCCUGAGGAGGUCAAGGCCUAGACCCAGGCGUCUGAUUUCAAUAGACGGAAAAGACAGCCUCCAUGGCUGGGUCACCUCCCUUGUGAAGACAGAUCCUGCUCUCAAGACCGUAUGAAAUUACCAAGUGUGUGAAGCCCUUCAGCCCCGAACGUCAUCACCAAUGCAGUCAACAAACACUGCUUGACUUCUGAUGCAGAACAGUAAUCAGUGACAUGUAUUGAGCACUAACAUGAGCAGACCCUGCACUAAAAUCUUGGCGUGUUUUGCCUCAUUUAUCACUGGCAACAAUCCUGAUGAAGGUAUUACUGUCUUUUUGUGAGCAAAGAAACUGAGGCUUAGAAACACCCAGGCCAUACACUGAGUAGGCCAGGAUUCAAACCAAGAGCUGUCAGACUACAAAGUUCAGUAUUUACUCCGUCGUCCUGUCUCUCACAUACCUGCUUAGUGAGGCCGCUGGAAAAGCUAUAGAAGCAAAUGCAACUGGGGCUCUGCCCUCCGGGGGCUCAUGGUUUACUCGGGGAGACCAGGCAGGCAAUAUAGCUAUAGUACUAGGCAGGAAGUGAUAAGUGACACGAAUGUCCUUUACUAACACGCGCUGCAAGUUCAGAUGCGAGAGAGAUGACUUCCGGCUAGACGAUGAGGGAGCGCUUCCUUGGAGGAGGUGGCAUUUGAGCAGAGCUUCAGAGAACAGGCUUGUCAUGGAGACAAAGGUGGAGAAGGCUUUCCGAGUGGAGGGAACAGCUUGAGCAAAGUCAACAAGGCGAGAACGCACACGUCGCCCGUCCAUAGAUAUAUAAAACAUUCCGUCUCCUUGGGGAUCCAGUGCCGGGUAUUUACAAGCCAGGAAGUUUUCCUGCCUCCGCAGCAUCUGGAAAAACCACGUUCCUGGGCUAUCCUUCCUGGCAGUUGGUUCUCAGGAUGCCUCCCAGUACUGGCUUUACUUGGGAAGAUGCGGCCAGUCGGGAUGGGAAUCGGUCGUUCGCGUACCCCAGGCAGUGCAGCCUCUCCCGCAGCCACUACGACUUCGAGACUCUAUGCUAGUCCUUGUCUAUUUCUGGUAGCUCCGCAGCACCCCCACUCAGUGGACGCGGAGGGGUGUGGUCCACAGGAGCUGGAACCAAUGGGGAGGGAGGUCGGGGCGAGAGCCCCGCCCCCGGCGUGACGCACGACCCCCGGACUCCUGCUUCUCAGCCCCGGCCCCAGUCCCUGCAGUGGCUGUAACAAAACCCAGACCCCCACGUCCGGGCCAAUGGAGGCGAUUUAGACUGGAGUGGGACCGCGUCUGUCAAAAGCCCGACUCGGCAGCAGCGGCGGAGUCCAGAAGGAGAGCUGGAGCCGCCGCGCUGCCUCCCCGCCCCCGCCGGGAUUUAUUGAGUAUUUGGACUGGACAAUUAAGUGGCCCUGAUGAUGUUACCAAGCCCGGUCACCUCCACCCCUUUCUCAGUCAAAGACAUUCUGAAUCUGGAGCAGCAGCAACAGCACUUCCACGGCGCGCACCUGCAGGCGGACUUGGAGCACCAUUUCCACUCGGCGCCCUGCAUGCUGGCCGCCGCUGAGGGGACGCAGUUUUCGGACGGAGGGGAGGAGGACGAGGAAGAAGAGGGCGAGAAACUGUCCUAUUUAAACUCACUAGCUACAGCUGAUGGCCACGGGGAUUCGGGGCUCUGUCCCCAGAGCUUUGUCCACACGGUCCUGCGAGACUCGUGCAGCGGGCCUAAGGAACAUGAAGAGGAGCCCGAGGUCGUGAGGGACCGGAGCCAAAAAAGCUGCCAACUGAAGAAACCUCUGGAGGCGGCCGGAGACUGUAAGGCGGUAGAGGAGAGCGAAAGGCCGAAGCCACGCAGCCGCCGGAAGCCCCGGGUCCUCUUCUCGCAAGCCCAAGUCUUCGAGCUGGAACGCAGGUUCAAGCAGCAGCGGUACCUGUCGGCGCCCGAGCGCGAGCACCUCGCCAGCAGCUUAAAGCUCACGUCCACCCAGGUGAAGAUCUGGUUCCAGAAUCGCAGGUACAAGUGCAAGAGACAGCGGCAGGACAAGUCUCUGGAGCUGGGCGGGCACGCGCCCCCGCCGCCGCCGCGCCGAGUGGCGGUGCCGGUGCUGGUGCGGGACGGCAAGCCGUGCGUCACUCCUGGCGCGCCAGCCUACGGCGCGCCCUACAGCGUGGGCGCGGGCGCCUACUCCUACAACAGCUUCCCCGCCUACGGCUAUGGGAACUCGGCAGCCGCCGCCGCAGCCGCCGCCGCCGCAGCCGCCGCCGCCGCGGCCUACAGCGGCAGCUACGGCUGUGCGUACCCGGCAAGCGGUGGCAGUGGCGGCGGCGGCGGCGGGGCCUCCUCGGCGGCCUCGGCCAUGCAGCCCGCCUGCAGUGCGUCUGGAGGCGGCCCCUUCGUGAACGUGAGCAACCUGGCCGGCUUUGGGGGCGGCGGCGGCGCGCAGCCGUUGCACCAGGGUGCGACGGCGGGGGCCGCGUGCGCUCAGGGUACCUUGCAGGGCAUCCGGGCCUGGUAGGGACCGGGCGGGUAACGCGGCAGGCGACCCCACCGCAGCCUGGCGCCGCGGGACUGAAGAGCGAGAAAGGCUGGCUCCAAGGAAGGACCAGGUCCCCUCGUUAAAUAUAUAUAUACAUACACGUCUCGCUCCCCAGGGCCCCGGAGCGCAGCUUACGGGAAGUCCGGGGAAGGGGCAUCUGGGGCGAAGAGGAUGCGCAUGAGCCUUCACUGAGACCAUCUCUGAGGCAGAAACGCUGACUGGGUGCCGGGAGGACGAUGGCCUCAAUCUCGGCCCCAAAGGGAGUGCGAAAGGCUGGAACUCAGGCUGCCAGUCGUCUCUCCCAGAGCAAGAAGGGCUUCUCUUUCUCAGCCUUCUUGCGGCCUCAGCAGAGCGCUGGUGGAGAAUUCAAGGACAGAGAACAGCAUGAAGGAGAGAAAAAUGGGCGUCGUGGCUUGAGAAAUUCCCAGGCCCUACCCACCCUCUGCUCACUUUGCGGGGCUGGAGUGCCACACUACAGUCCAUUUUCCUUUUCCCACCCGCCUGCCCUCCGCAACAGAUACCUCGGCCUGGAUCUCCAGAUUGUCAGGAGGCGUAGAACUCUGCAAGAAAAAUCAGCGGAGCGAGAUCAAAAGUUGGGGGUUUGAACAAAACCGGGACCUAGGGGCCCACCGGAGGUGUUACCGGCUUUCCUUCUCUUUCCUAUUCUGUAUUCAGCACAUAUAAUAUAUAUAUAUAUAACUAAAUAUAUCCACACGCCAUGUACACACCCGCUGCCAUACACUACAGGAGUCAAUAAACAAGGUGCAAUAUUUUCAAACGGU
Messenger RNA from Cervus elaphus (red deer), 4147 nucleotides. RefSeq names its product NK2 homeobox 3 (gene NKX2-3). Bases 2244 to 3344 code for a protein of 366 amino acids. Gene Ontology annotation, molecular function: DNA-binding transcription factor activity, RNA polymerase II-specific; RNA polymerase II cis-regulatory region sequence-specific DNA binding. Gene Ontology annotation, cellular component: nucleus. The transcript has 3 exons. NCBI's taxonomy places the organism in Eukaryota, Metazoa, Chordata, Mammalia, Artiodactyla, Cervidae. Gene Ontology annotation, biological process: regulation of transcription by RNA polymerase II; cell differentiation. The record is from RefSeq and is a predicted model, not a curated record.